Trichogramma pretiosum is the source of this 492-nucleotide messenger RNA. RefSeq lists its product as uncharacterized. The coding region runs from base 1 to 492 and encodes 163 amino acids. The record is from RefSeq and is a predicted model, not a curated record. Lineage: Eukaryota; Metazoa; Arthropoda; Insecta; Hymenoptera; Trichogrammatidae. The transcript is spliced from 2 exons.
AUGCUGACCUUGAGAAAUGUUUACGCCAAACCGACGGCGGCUGGCCUCCAAAACCUUUACUACGAGCCGGUUCAGUUGCAGCCGCUGCGAUUCGAGCCGAGCUACGGCGCCGGUACUCUGCAGAACAGGUUCAAGAAGAAGCUGAAAUCGGCUGCCGUUGCUUCAGCUGCUCCAGACAAAGUAGAGAAAACUUUGUCCAAGUCUCAAUUGAAACUGGAAGAGGAAUUAUUUGGCUCGUCUUCGAAGCGCAAAAAUCAGAAUAAGCUCGCCAGUAACGACCCCAAGGAUGCUAGGAAAAAAGCCAAUGAAGAGAAUAACGAGUACGACCGAGAGCCAAAAUUAUUGAAUGACAAGGAUUAUGCUGAGGCUGACGAGGCCGACGAGGCUGAGGGUGAAGACAAAGAGGAGAGUAAGAACAAAACCAGCGCAGAAGGGGAAAAAGAGGAAAAAGAAACGAGCAAAAAUUCCUUGGCCCAGACUUCUUUUCGUUAG